Messenger RNA from Archocentrus centrarchus (flier cichlid), 589 nucleotides. RefSeq names its product LSM5 homolog, U6 small nuclear RNA and mRNA degradation associated (gene lsm5). The coding region runs from base 119 to 385 and encodes 88 amino acids. The transcript has 5 exons. Gene Ontology annotation, molecular function: RNA binding. Lineage: Eukaryota; Metazoa; Chordata; Actinopteri; Cichliformes; Cichlidae. Gene Ontology annotation, biological process: mRNA splicing, via spliceosome. Gene Ontology annotation, cellular component: U6 snRNP; Lsm1-7-Pat1 complex; U4/U6 x U5 tri-snRNP complex. The record is from RefSeq and is a predicted model, not a curated record.
UACCCCAUAGAAGAAACGCUUCUAUUUGCUUCUGGUUUGAUUGCUUUCGUCUGCCUGUCGCUUCUGUUCUUCUGUCGAUUGGUUGGGGCUUCCUGGAGGGGAAGUCUUCUGAUUGAACAUGUCGGCUACAAACCCAUCGCAGCUGCUCCCGCUCGAGCUCGUGGACAAAUGUAUCGGCUCCCGAAUUCACAUCGUCAUGAAAACUGACAAAGAAAUCGUCGGCACCCUGCUGGGCUUCGAUGACUUCGUCAACAUGGUCCUGGAGGAUGUGACAGAAUUUGAAAUCACACCAGAGGGGAGGAGGAUAACCAAACUGGACCAGAUCCUCCUCAAUGGCAAUAACAUCACCAUGCUUAUCCCCGGAGGAGAAGGACCAGAAGUAUAAAUGGCUGGAGGCCUGUCGAUGAUGCUGUGUUGCCGUUCCUGAGUUAAAUAUGUAAUUAUUGUAAUUAUUAUUUUGUUUUUUGCUCCUUGAGAGAAAUGAGAGAUAUUUUUUAUAAGAUUCCUCAUUGAUGAGAAUGCACAUUGAUGCACAUGACAAAAAACUUUUCUUUGUUAAAAAUAAAUCUGAGGAUCACAGUCUGAAAAA